AUGGCGGGACGACACGAUUGGCCAGUCGCUCACAAGCCCCGUGCCCUGGUUGGCCCAACACAGCGCGGAAGCGGGGAGUUAAAGAGUCUGUGCCUGUCGGGAAGCUGGCCUGGCCCCCGGGAGCUCCCUGGAGUCGGUAUUGGGGGCUUCGUUUUGUACGCACCGUUUUCUCUCUGUGCUAUGGGAGAUGUCAAGGAAUCAAAGAUGCAAAUAACACCAGAAACUCCAGGAAGGAUCCCUGUUUUAAAUCCUUUUGAAAGUCCUAGUGAUUAUUCUAAUCUCCAUGAACAAACUCUCGCCAGUCCUUCUGUUUUUAAAUCAACAAAAUUACCAACUCCAGGGAAAUUUAGAUGGUCUAUUGAUCAACUAGCUGUAAUAAAUCCUGUAGAAAUAGACCCAGAAGAUAUUCAUCGUCAAGCUUUAUACUUAAGUCAUUCUCGAAUAGAUAAAGAUGUGGAAGACAAAAGACAAAAAGCCAUUGAAGAGUUUUUCACUAAAGAUGUCAUCGUACCCUCUCCUUGGACUGAUCAUGAAGGGAAACAGCUUUCACAAUAUCAUUCCAGUAAAUGCACUAACACAAAUAGCGACUCUCCAAUUGGAAAAAAGCUGACCAUUCACUCUGAGAAAAGCAAUGCUGCUUGUCAGACAUUGCUGUCUCUUCCUGUGGAUUUUAAUUUAGAAAAUAUAUUAGGUGACUAUUUUAGAGCUGAUGAAUUUGCAGAUCAAUCUCCUGGAAACCUCAGUUCUUCAUCCCUCAGAAGAAAGCUGUUUUUAGAUGGGAACGGAAGCAUCUCUGACUCCUUAUCUUCGGCUUCUCCCAGAAGUCCUCAUAGUGGUGUUCAAACAUCACUUGAGAUGUUUUAUUCAAUAGAUUUGUCUCCUGUAAAGUGUAGGAGCCCCUUGCAGACACCAAGUUCGGGGCAGUUUUCUUCUAGCCCUAUUCAGGCUAGUGCAAAAAAAUACAGCUUGGGAAGCAUAACUAGUCCUUCGCCUAUUUCUUCACCCACUUUCUCACCAAUUGAAUUUCAGAUAGGAGAGACUCCACUCUCAGAACAAAGGAAGUUUACUGUUCAUUCUCCUGAUGCUUCAUCUGGAACAAAUUCUAAUGGGAUAACUAAUCCAUGUAUCAGAAGUCCUUAUAUAGAUGGCUGCUCGCCAAUUAAAAAUUGGUCUCCUAUGAGACUUCAGAUGUAUAGCGGUGGUACUCAGUAUCGGACCCCACUGAUUCAGAUACCUUUUACUCUUGAGAUUCAAGGUGAAGAUGAGGAAGAUAAAGAGAAUAUUCCUUCCACAGAUGUCUCGUCACCAGCCAUGGAUGCUGCUGGAAUACACCUACGGCAGUUUAGUAAUGAGACUUCUACACAUGGUACACAUUUGGUUGUGACUGCCAUGUCUGUUAUACAAAAUCAGUCCAGUGCUUCUGAGAAAGAAUUAGCACUGUUGCAGGAUGUUGAAAGGGAGAAAGACAAUAACACUGUGGAUAUGGUUGAUCCUAUAGAGACAGCAGAUGAGAACACUUGGAUUAAAGAGCCGGUUGAUAAUGGCAGUUUACCCAUGACUGAUUUUGUGAGUGGCAUUGCCUUCAGUAUUGAAAACUCUCAUAUGUGCAUGUCACCUCUUGCUGAAAGCAGUGUCAUUCCUUAUGAAAGCAGUAACAUUCAGAUGGAUAGUGGCUAUAAUACGCAGAAUUGUGGAAGCAAUAUUAUGGAUACAGUUGGGGCAGAAAGUUACUGCAAAGAAAGUGAUGCACAAACGUGUGAAGUUGAGAGUAAAUCUCAAGCAUUUAAUAUGAAGCAAGACCACACAACACAGAGGUGUUGGAUGAAAACAGCAAGUCCUUUUCAAUGCAGCAGUCCAUAGAAUACCUCUGUCAGAAUCAAAGACUAAGCUUAAGAGUUCCUCGCAUAUAUCAUGCUGCACAGGAUCAAUGUGAUGGUGACUGGGAAAAAAUUACUUCAAGUAACAUGCUUAGCUUUCCCUCCUUAAUGUGAAAAAUCAAGGGCUUACUGACAUAGGAACAACAGAAAUGCUCCUGGAACUUCAAGUUGCUGAAUUAUAAGUUUAUUUUUUAUUAAUAAAUAUUUUUAUACUUACA
Nomascus leucogenys (northern white-cheeked gibbon) is the source of this 2095-nucleotide messenger RNA. It is a transcript of the gene BORA, whose product is annotated as BORA aurora kinase A activator. NCBI's taxonomy places the organism in Eukaryota, Metazoa, Chordata, Mammalia, Primates, Hylobatidae. The record is from RefSeq and is a predicted model, not a curated record. Gene Ontology annotation, molecular function: protein kinase binding. Gene Ontology annotation, cellular component: cytoplasm; nucleus. Gene Ontology annotation, biological process: activation of protein kinase activity; regulation of mitotic spindle organization; regulation of mitotic nuclear division.